This is a messenger RNA of Capronia epimyces CBS 606.96, 957 nucleotides long. RefSeq lists its product as uncharacterized. NCBI's taxonomy places the organism in Eukaryota, Fungi, Ascomycota, Eurotiomycetes, Chaetothyriales, Herpotrichiellaceae. Bases 1 to 957 code for a protein of 318 amino acids. The transcript has 3 exons. The record is from RefSeq and is a predicted model, not a curated record.
AUGGCCUCCGAUGACUCGCCGACCGCCGAGCAAUGGGACAAGCUGUGUCGUGGUGUCAAGGCGUCUUUGCUGCCUGAGAUGGGCGAGGAGAGCUGGUAUUUGAUCAUUGCCACCGUCCUCACCACCUCUCCGCGCCCCCACCUCCUAGCCGACUUCUGGACGUACUUGACAACGACCCGGGGCGCCCAAGCCGAAUUCGCCACCGACGAGGCCCAGACCCGACUCUCGGACCGGCUGCGUGACGUGAUGCUCAAGCUACUCACAUUGAUCGGCGCACCGCAGAUGCUCAGUGCGUUGAUCCCGCUCGCCAAAGUACAGACGGCUGGCAAGGGCGAGGAGGCGCGCGGCGAAUUGGAUUUAGAACAAUGGUCAACCACGUCCCUCCCGUCUCUCCACCAACGCGGCAUCGAAACCAUCACCAGCAUCUACGGCACGCUCUGGCCCACCAUCUUCCGCAGCUUCGGCCCGCACCGCCGCGACGUCGGCCUGCACGAACUGACCAUCGUGUACGGGUUGUAUCUGUCCGACUUUGGCGUGUUGAGUGCGCUCGAGACCGAAGUCGUCGCAUACACGUGCAUCACGGCGCAGGGGCUGCGCGGGCCGGCGCUGUGGCAUGUGCGUGGGCUGGGAAGGGUCUUGGGGGCGAGGGGAGGGGAGGGGGAUUCGAAGUCGAAUGACGAAAAGGAAACGGAAACAAAAACAGAAACGAAGCCAGAAUCGGAAACAGAAACAGCAACAAAAACGAAACCAGAAUCGGACUCGCGUUCCGAGCCACCCCAGAUCAGUCGUAUCAAAGAUGUUCUUCGAGGCGUCAGGGCCGCUGUCGCGCGUGCCGUCGAGUUCUGUGGGCCCGAGAUGGUCCAGAGGUCGAGGCUGGAUGGUGGGCCGGACGGCACGCAGGGCUGGCCGGAUGUGGAUGAUGUGGUGGGCUUGGGGGGAUGGGGAGACGAUGAGUAG